AUGUCUGUACCUGUUGCCUCACUAUGCGAUCACUGCAGAAAGAUUUUUCAGCAUCCGAUCAGCGUUGAUGAAGAAAAGGUUUUACUACGAUCCGAGGACGUUCUUACGAUAUCGUCGCGCUUAUGGUGCCGCCUUUGCGCUAUUAUUGAUACAAAACUCAUCUCGCGCCACUUUGAUCAAGAAUGGCAAAUAUAUUACGAAGUUUGGGACUUGGAGUCUGGUCUAUCGCUCAGACUUUCUGCUCACAGCGCUACAACUGUUCAUGGAUCUUGUAUUGACCUGAACCUUAGAGACCCAGACAAACUUGACGGCAUAAAAUGCGAAGAAUCUAUCCCGGAUACUACGAAAGCUGCAUCGUCUUUUCAGUUCUGCGUCGACCAGCUUCAAAACUGCCUUAAGAACCAUGCUGCGUGCCGCACCAAGACUAUUUCGCGUCAUCUCGCAGACGAUCCCCCAUCUCGACUUCUCUACGUUGCUGGUCCUGAUCGGGAUAAAGUUUACCUCAGAACAACUGAUGAUUUACGAUCGGACAGUAUUGCUUAUCUCACUCUCAGUCACUGUUGGGGAAAGUCAAACGUGCCAUUGCUUAACAAGAGCACUUUCGAUGGCCUGACAGAUGGCAUCGCGGCUACCAGUCUCCCCAAGACGUUUCGCGACGCUGUACAGAUUACGCGUGACUUGGGUUUCGAGUACUUGUGGAUCGACUCCCUUUGUAUUUUCCAAGACAGCCGGGACGACUGGAACCACGAAUCGUCGAAAAUGUGCGAGGUCUACGCCAACGCGGUCUGCAAUAUCUCGGCGACGGGAGCUGCUGAUAGCACAGAAGGGCUGUUCUUCACCCAUAGGCAGGAGGUGGACUGCUCGUUCUUGGUAGACGUUCAUUGGCCUACAAACACAGUCGAAAAGAGCAGACAGCUCAAGAGAUACCUGGUAUUAUCCUCCACACAGUGGGAAGACUCUGUCGAAAAGCAGAAGUUAAACACGAGAGCUUGGGUUAUGCAGGAACGCGUUCUCUCCAAACGAGUUAUAUCCUUUGCUCGGGAUCAGUUGUUCUGGGAAUGUCUCGAUGUCCAUGCCAAUGAAGCUUUCCCAAAUGGAACACCAAAAUCCGUUUAUGGGGAACAGGUUUACUGGAUGUACAACAAGUUCAAAAUGAAGGAUUUACUCUAUGACCUUAUGCCGAACCCUUGCGAAUCAGGGGUUGCUCGUCCUAGAUCCUGGAAGUCGGAGCUGUGGCAUAGACACAUGUUCAAUAAUUGGCGGACUUUUCUCAUUUCUUAUACGCGUUGUGGAUUGACUAAGCCAGCCGACAAGCUGGUGGCGCUUCGGGGCGUAGCCGAGGGGUUUGCACGUUGCAUGCAGCUCAACCUCCAAGAAGACUUCGUCGCUGGGCUUUGGCUUCCACAACUUGGCUGGGAGCUCUGUUGGUUUGUUCAUUUUGAUCGGAAUCCGACCAAGCCAGUCCAGUGGAGAGCACCAUCAUGGAGCUGGGCCAGCAUUGAUUCCCAGAUCCACCCAGGCAGCAUCAGGCACCACCGACGCUGCAGAAAUAUCGUUGAAGAAUUCAGCCUUGUUCGGAUUGAAAGACGCCUGGAUUGGAGUGGCGAAAUGGCAGCCGUGGCCUUGCACCUGAAAGGCAAGCUUAUUCCCGCGACGUGUACCAUCAGGGAGCCUUACGGCGACCAAGACGGUCGAGUCAGAGGCAAAUGCUUGUCAAUUGACUGUGAGAAUGGGCAGUCGAUAUGUUGGAGAGACGACGCGGAUGCAUAUAUUUGUAUCGACACCAAAUUGAGAGCCGACGACGGCGAUUCAGGCAAUGUGCAUGUGGGGAAUUCACUCAUGGAAGCACUUGUGGUUGUGCCUCACGACACUGCUGAAGGGGAAUUUGUACGAAUCGGGUUACUAAGUAUCGACAAUGAGUAUGUGGAUUGCUAUUUGGGGUUGAGCCAACUAUUUGUGGAACGCGAUAUUGUCUUGGUUUGA
Pestalotiopsis fici W106-1 is the source of this 1983-nucleotide messenger RNA. RefSeq lists its product as uncharacterized. The transcript is spliced from 3 exons. Bases 1 to 1983 code for a protein of 660 amino acids. Lineage: Eukaryota; Fungi; Ascomycota; Sordariomycetes; Amphisphaeriales; Sporocadaceae. The record is from RefSeq and is a predicted model, not a curated record.